GUUUCCACAUGCAUGUUUUCUUACUCUAUUUAUAGACAGCAGAGUAUAAUGGAGAAACGCCAUACAUGAAAAUGGAGUUUCGUUUCGUCCUCUUCCUUGCAGCACUGAUUUCAUUUUUAGCUUACUUUGAAGGAUCAACCGCGCUAAAUCGGAGUAGCUUUCCUGAUGGUUUUAUCUUCGGAGCAGGAUCGAGUGCUUACCAGUAUGAAGGGGCAACAAGGGCAGAUGGGAGGCAACCAAGCAUAUGGGAUAUUUUUGUGAAGUUAUAUCCAGGUAUCUCUCAACAUAGCUAAAUCUCUUAGUUGUCUUAAAUAGAUGCUGACGUUUCGGGAUAAAAAAAAUGAUGUUUGCAUUUGUGAGGAAGAAGAGAGUGGCACUCAAUAUAUCAACAUCUGCUUUGUGUAUUGGUACAUAUUUUAUCAUUCUUAACUUUUAAUAAUAAUUCCUAUUUUUGUACGAAAGAAAUAAAAACAUCUGUUUUGU
This is a messenger RNA of Rubroshorea leprosula, 483 nucleotides long. The record is from the annotation of a GenBank genome assembly. NCBI's taxonomy places the organism in Eukaryota, Viridiplantae, Streptophyta, Magnoliopsida, Malvales, Dipterocarpaceae.